AUGGCGAAGACAAAAAAGAGAUUGCAAAUCAUUCUUGAUUCGUUCACCGGUUACUCAGAAAAAAAACUGACCGGACUCGGUUUUACUUUUGUGCCCCAAUUAAUUAGCAUUGACGAUAAAACUUACCAAGACGGUCGCGAUAUCACGCUUAAGCAAGUGCUCCAACAAAUUAGUCAAGCCAAAAAAGUCCACACGUCGCAAGUACCCCAAGUUUUGCUAGAGGAAACUUUUGCCGAACUAGCCAAAAAAUUUGAACACGUGAUUUACAUCCCGAUUAACAGCGGAAUCUCAUCGACUUACCAAAGCGCGAUGCAAGUCGCUCAGAGCAUGCCCAACGUUCACAUCGCCCACGUGAGACUGGUGUCAACGGCGCUAGUUGACACGGCUAAUCGCGCCGUCAGUGAUUACGAAAAGUACCGUGACAUUAAGAAAACGUUAAACCUAAUCGAGACAAUUAGCCACGCCAGUCACUGUUACUUUGCACCGAAAAACUUAGAAGGCUUUAUUCGGGGCGGUCGGCUAAAGGGGACUAAGAAGUUUAUUCUCCAAAAAACCGGUCUUAUUCCGCGCUUAGUCUUGCGCGAUGAAGGCAUCAAAGUCAACGGCGUUAAGCGCAGUUUAGCCAAAAAUGUUUUUUCAAGUGUGGAAAGAAUCGUCCACGCGAUCGGUCAGUCGCGCGUGCAAGACUACUACUGGGAAAUUGUUCACACCUUUGACCAAGACACGAUCAAAAUCGCCCGUCAGGCGCUGGAAGCAAUCGGAGUUAAUAAACCACUUGAGACACCAGCGGCUUCGAUCAUAGCGGCUCACACGGGCAUCGGAGCGAUUGGCAUUAACGUUUGA
Molecule: messenger RNA, 843 nt
Organism: Centruroides sculpturatus (bark scorpion)
Lineage: Eukaryota; Metazoa; Arthropoda; Arachnida; Scorpiones; Buthidae
Product: degV domain-containing protein MYPU_7660-like
Exons: 1
Coding region: 1-843 (280 amino acids)
Source: RefSeq, a predicted model, not a curated record